Panthera uncia (snow leopard) is the source of this 4560-nucleotide messenger RNA. RefSeq names its product gamma-aminobutyric acid type A receptor subunit beta2 (gene GABRB2). The transcript is spliced from 10 exons. Gene Ontology annotation, biological process: monoatomic ion transmembrane transport; chemical synaptic transmission; signal transduction. Gene Ontology annotation, molecular function: extracellular ligand-gated monoatomic ion channel activity; neurotransmitter receptor activity; GABA-A receptor activity. Gene Ontology annotation, cellular component: membrane; synapse; GABA-A receptor complex. Lineage: Eukaryota; Metazoa; Chordata; Mammalia; Carnivora; Felidae. The record is from RefSeq and is a predicted model, not a curated record. Bases 201 to 1739 code for a protein of 512 amino acids.
UUUUUUUUUUUUUUUUUUUUUUUUUUUUUUUUUUUUUUCCUUAGCAAGAAAAUCUGCUCGGUCCCAGGCAGCCGCCGCUGCCCCUUUGAUGUUUUGGUACACCGUGCGCAUGCGCCUCACAUUAGAAUUACUGCACUGGGCAGACUAAGUUGGAUCUCCUCUCUUCAGUGAAACCCUCAAUCCCAUCAAAAACUAAAGGGAUGUGGAGAGUCCGGAAAAAGGGCUACUUUGGGAUUUGGUCAUUCCCCUUAAUAAUCGCCGCUGUCUGUGCGCAGAGUGUCAAUGACCCUAGUAAUAUGUCGCUGGUUAAAGAGACAGUGGAUAGACUCCUGAAAGGCUAUGACAUUCGUCUGAGACCAGAUUUUGGAGGUCCCCCUGUGGCCGUGGGAAUGAACAUUGACAUUGCUAGCAUCGAUAUGGUUUCCGAAGUCAAUAUGGAUUAUACCUUGACAAUGUACUUUCAGCAAGCCUGGAGAGAUAAGAGACUGUCCUAUAAUGUAAUACCUUUAAACUUGACUCUGGACAAUAGAGUGGCAGACCAGCUCUGGGUGCCCGAUACCUACUUUCUGAAUGAUAAGAAGUCAUUUGUGCAUGGAGUGACUGUCAAGAACCGCAUGAUCCGCCUGCAUCCAGAUGGGACCGUUCUUUAUGGCCUCAGAAUCACAACCACAGCUGCCUGCAUGAUGGACCUAAGGCGGUACCCACUGGAUGAACAAAACUGCACCUUGGAAAUUGAAAGCUAUGGAUAUACCACCGAUGACAUUGAGUUUUACUGGCGUGGGGAUGAUAACGCAGUAACAGGAGUGACAAAGAUUGAACUUCCACAGUUCUCUAUCGUGGAUUACAAACUUAUCACCAAGAAGGUUGUUUUUUCCACAGGUUCCUAUCCCAGAUUGUCCCUCAGCUUUAAGCUUAAGAGAAACAUUGGUUACUUUAUUCUGCAAACAUACAUGCCUUCCAUCCUGAUCACUAUCCUCUCCUGGGUCUCCUUCUGGAUUAAUUAUGAUGCAUCAGCUGCAAGAGUGGCAUUAGGAAUUACAACUGUCCUUACAAUGACUACGAUCAAUACCCACUUGCGGGAGACUCUCCCUAAAAUCCCCUAUGUGAAGGCCAUUGACAUGUACCUGAUGGGGUGCUUUGUCUUUGUUUUCAUGGCCCUUCUGGAAUAUGCUUUGGUCAACUACAUCUUUUUUGGGAGGGGACCCCAACGCCAAAAGAAAGCAGCUGAGAAAGCUGCUAGUGCCAACAAUGAGAAGAUGCGCCUGGAUGUCAACAAGAUUUUUUAUAAAGAUAUUAAACAAAAUGGGACCCAAUAUCGAUCCUUGUGGGACCCAACUGGAAACCUCUCCCCAACUAGACGGACUACCAAUUACGAUUUCUCUCUGUAUACGAUGGACCCACAUGAGAACAUCUUACUGAGCACUCUUGAGAUAAAAAACGAAAUGGCCACAUCUGAGGCUGUGAUGGGACUUGGAGACCCCAGGAGCACAAUGUUGGCCUAUGAUGCCUCCAGCAUCCAAUAUCGGAAAGCCGGGUUACCCAGGCAUAGUUUUGGCCGAAAUGCUCUUGAGCGACAUGUGGCACAAAAGAAAAGCCGCCUGCGGAGACGUGCCUCCCAACUGAAAAUCACCAUCCCCGACUUGACUGAUGUGAAUGCCAUAGAUCGGUGGUCCCGCAUAUUCUUCCCAGUGGUUUUUUCCUUCUUCAACAUCGUCUAUUGGCUUUAUUAUGUGAACUAAAACAAAGCCUCCCAUGGGAAGCAAGGACUAGAUUCCUCCUCAAACCAGUUGUACAGCCUGACGUAGGACUUGGAAAACACAUCAAUCCAGGACAAAAGUGAUGCUAAAAUACCUUAGUUGCUGGCCUAUCCUGUGGUCCAUUUCAUACCAUUUGGGUUGCUUCUGCUAAGUAAUGAAUACACUAAGGUCCUUGUGGUUUUCCAGUUAAAAUGCAAGUGAUUUGUAUACAUGCUGGCAAGACUGUCUGAGUGUUCCACUUUAUCUGCUGAUGCAGCCUAUAUAGAGGGCAAUUAUUUAGAAGAUAUUCUGAGAGGGCUCAGUAGCAUUGCCAGUCAUUUUGCUGAGAAGUGGUCAUAUCCAGAUACUCCCCAUCUUCAUUUCUAAGGUUGGCAUGCUGUUGAGAUGGCACUGUGUUUAUGAAACAUCUGCAGUGCCAUGCAAACAUGCUUACUGGAGAUGACCUAUGCCUGUCUUAAGGUGAUAAUGGUGUGUCAUGGGAAGAUAGUUCCCACUGGAUUCUAGAAGGGUCUCAUGUAGUUCAAACAGGAUAGGCAGAGUGAAGACAGAGACUUGGUAACCAAUUUGGCCAGUCUCUGCUUGAGCACAGGGAGUCAACUCUGAUGUCUUCCAUUUUGACAUUUCUAGAAACUGGGGACUACUAAACAUUAUCAUGCAUGGUGGCCAAGAAAUGUUUCUAAAAAGCUAUUUCUUGUUGGUUAAAAUAGAGUUAAUAAUCCAGAGAAGAGUGGAAAAUCCAGAAACAAAUGUUGUAACAAAAUUAAAGCAAGUGAGCAGCAUGACCCUUACCAGCCCCACACAGCAUCUGGUCCAUACAUAUUUUGUAUAAUGGCAAAAGGUCAGUGAGAGAGAUUUUUUUCCCCCACUUCACAGGCUUUUGACAGCACACCUAAAGAGGUUUUUAUAGUUUAUCUAAUCAAAAGACAACCACAAAAUAGAAAAGCUAGCAAAAUUAGAAGUAUCUUAGAUGCAGGUUAGAUUGGGAGUCAUUCAAAUAUACUAAUAUAGAGCACAGAUAAAGCUAGGAGACAGGUUGAUUUUCUCAGACAAUGUCAGCUGUCUCUACAACAUUUCCCUUAAGUUUAUUUCUGAAUUUAAUAGGGUAUUUCAAAAGAAGGAUUUGUUCAUUUCUUUAAAGGAUUAAUGGUCCUUUGCCAGCUUUUCUUGUUUCUGAAAUCCUGAUUAUAUUCUUAGGAGACAAAGCAAGGCUUUGAAGAGAUUGAUUGAACUACAUUUCCUUAUGUGCAAUGACAUUCACCUUUGUAUUUUUCAUAGCAAACAAUACUUAAAGGAUUAUGUGCACAAGUAGAGUUAGUUUGUGGGUUUGUUGGAUUUGACUUUUUAAGGGUGCUUUCAUAGUAUAUGUUGCAAUCGGCUGGAUCAAAGAAAACAUGAAAAGUAGUGUAGAGUACGAUAACAACAAAGCCACAUUAACAUGAUGAAUGUUAUGAGCCUCAAUUGAUAUUACAGAAAAAUAUAUAACUGAUCAGUAGGCAUGAUGUAUUGUUUUUAUUCAAUUUUUAAAUUAUGUCAGUGUGCUUCUUUCUAUAAUAAUUGGACAUAUGCAUUCAUAUGUGAGACAGUAAAGAGAAUAAGCUAAUAUAUUUUAUUUCUAUCAAUGUGAGGUCCAUAUUUUGCUUUUCUUGGAGAAAAUAGUGAAUUGCUAAUUUCUCCUUAAAGUUUGAUUUGAUUGAAUGUUUUCUUAGAGGAUGACUUUGCUAUUUCUAUUUUAAAGACAAGAAACACUUAUUUUCAAAGUAACAUCCCUAAUUGUGCAUAGUAGGCAAGGCCAGUAUUUGCCUGUGGAUAAAAUGCAUGUUUUUUUCCCCUGAUAAUUCAGCAGCUUGGAAUAUGACAGAGUACUGCUGCCCUCCUAUUCCAACUAUCAGACAGAGGGGGGAAAAAAAAAGGUUUAGCAUUCAGCUUUCUAAAUUCUAUGCUCCAAGAUGGGAGGUAUUUUUUUUCCUUCACCAGCAAAGGGAACUCUGGCCUUUAUUUUUUGAUUAUACACUUGAACACUUCUGAGUAUGAUCUUUGGGCAGAAUCCAACCAAGUUUCUGCCCAUGGGCUCAGAGUAGAAAUUUCUCAAUUUUCUCCAGGUACAUGCUUUCACCUAGGCAAUCAUUUUGGGGCACACACUAAUAAAAGUGCCUGUCCCUUUUCGCCAGGGGUUAAAGUUUGAGUAGCAUAUAUCAGGAAGGAGCAUAUCGAUAACUCAGGUGCACAACUCCAAAAUGCCAUCCUAGAAAGGUUUUUCUAGAGACAACUCAGAGCCCAAGUCUAGCAGUGGGCUCUUAUUUGCAAUUAUCAUAAAAGCCAUAAAAAUCCUUGAUAUUGUCAUUUAUGGUUACAACAAAAUUUCAAUGUCCAGGGAAGUCAACAUGGUAAUCUAGAUCAAAGUGAAAGAAGAAACUUUGCAGUAUGAGCCUCAAAAGCGUAUGACCAAGGAUUCAUUUCUGUUCACAGUGAUAAGAAGAAACCAGAAAAAGGAGAAAGAUGGGAGCUUCAAACAGAUGCCCUAGAACGAAAUCCAUAUAUUGGCAUUCAAUAACCACGUAGGUAGAAACAACUGACUCAUCCUGCCCAGAGACAACAGUAGAUGUAGAUUUUAUUUUUAACUAUAUUUUUACUGUAGUUGAAUUGGACUGUAGUCACCAAACUGGGGGUGGGUUAGGGAGGGGUGCUAGAUCUCAUAACUCUAUGAAAACCAGUCAGCUUGGUAUCCAGUGGUUAAAUUUAAGGACCACAAAAAUGUGUUUUGGCAAUUCUGAUAAGGUAUUAGUAUCACAUUAUACAUACAUAU